AUGAAGUCUUCUACUGCUUUCUUGGCCCUUGCGGCAACUGCCAACGCCGCGCGCAUCGCCAAGCGCGAAUACCCAUGGGAUACUAAAGAGAGUCUCUGCAAAGACAAAGCAUGGCUUCUUGACACUGCCGAGGGUGCUUCUCAGGUCUGGGAAGAGACUGGUGCCGGUGACGAGCUCGACAUCCAAAUCAUGGGGCAAUGGGAACAUGAGGUCAACUGGCUCUUCAAUCUGGAGCACGCGAUUAACAAUGGCAGCGGAAACCUCGGCAUGUCUGGCUGUGGUCUUAUCGACAGCACCGAUUGCUUACCCCAGGGCGCCCCAAGCUGCGAGGAGCACUUUGACAAAUUCGGCACGAGUGGAGAUCCCUUGAAGGAUCCCAUCGGUAGAACCUCCUACUGGAUCCUCCAGGCUAUCAAGGGCAUGCACAGCAAAUUCCAGAUGCUUCACGGUAAACUGCUUGAGGAGACUCUUGUCACCAACCUCGAGAUCGGCCAGAUGGUUGCAGACUUUCAAGGCAACGAGGAUAAGACCGAGGAUGUUUUGAAGUGGCUCUCUGCUGCCGUUGGCUUGGGAAGCACCAUUGGUGGUCUGGUUCCCGGCGCUGGAGAGGGCAUCGCUACUGGUUUCGACAUCAUGGGCGGCGUAUUCGAUAUCAUUGCCGAAGAGACAAAGCCGGAGGAGAUCGAUCAGGCUACUAUCUCGUCUGCCCUAGGCGCCAUCUUUAAAGCCACGUCCGAAAAGCUGAAGAAGACCAUGAGGCUGGCUACCGGUACACUUCUGAAAGAUGAGUCCCCAGACGUCUUCAACACCCUUCCUGCCUCCAGCAAGUACGGUCCCUGGAUCCACUCUCCAAUUACCAAGUUCUUCAACGGUGGCUGGUUCCUUCUCAGUGAUAGAAGCGAGCCCGUCCAGAGUCUCAUCAACGCCAUCUCUGGAAACAUCAAGCCCAAGAUCGCCAACAACGUCAUGAAGGCUGCUAACCUCCGCCUCGUUGCCGACAAGCGUAUCGGAAGUCAGGAAGACUGCGGUUAUGCUACCGGCCGUCAAUGGAUGAACUUGAGGGAUAGCGAGAGCUACUGCUUCUACAUCGCCCGACUUGACGAGCACGGUGUCUAUGGCGAAAAGUACGAUGAGGCUGCUGAGGAUAUCUACGCCAACAUGGCCAAGUACGGCCUUGGUAACAGAGAUCCUUACUACCGUGCCAUUCUCGACUGUGCUACCAGUGGAGCGGAGGGUCUUAACUUGGACAACUUGGGAUUCAACAACAUCCCUAUUUGUUUCUUUGACCUGCCCGCUUACUGGCUUGAGCGUAAUGAUGGUCCUGAGUGCACAUCCAACUUUGUCAACAAGGCCUGCAACCCCACCAAGUCCAGCCCUAUUUCUUAA
Fusarium venenatum is the source of this 1386-nucleotide messenger RNA. RefSeq lists its product as uncharacterized. The record is from RefSeq and is a predicted model, not a curated record. NCBI's taxonomy places the organism in Eukaryota, Fungi, Ascomycota, Sordariomycetes, Hypocreales, Nectriaceae.